Molecule: messenger RNA, 1515 nt
Organism: Suillus subaureus
Lineage: Eukaryota; Fungi; Basidiomycota; Agaricomycetes; Boletales; Suillaceae
Product: major facilitator superfamily domain-containing protein
Exons: 9
Coding region: 1-1515 (504 amino acids)
Biological process (GO): transmembrane transport
Cellular component (GO): membrane
Molecular function (GO): transmembrane transporter activity
Source: RefSeq, a predicted model, not a curated record
AUGGAUUCGUCGCUUGCUAGCAAGUCGCCCGUAAUCUCUGAUUGCGAUGUCAAAGUUGUUAUUCGGCGCCCCACCCCUUCAAACGCGCGUAGAUAUACUCUGCUUUUGAUCUUCUGCAUUACGCAGUUUCUAUAUACACUCACCAACUCGGCAUUGUUCUCUGCUAUCCCUUUCCUUGUCCGGAAGUUUGGCUUCACCCACAGCCAAUCAAUUUGGAUCAUUAGUGCAUACCAGUUGACUUUUGCAUCCUUUCUCCUUAUGAGCGGGAAAAUUAGCGAUAUCUACAGUCCUAAAUACACCUUCAUAACCGGCAAAUUCAUCCUAGGGGUAAUCUCUAUCGGCCUCGGUUUUGUCUCCAAUGGUAUCUUGUUCCUUACACUGAGAGCCCUAAGUGGAAUCGCUGCAUCGCUUACCAUACCAUCAGCUCUAGCACUGCUUGUCGGACUUUUCCCUGAGCCUAGGCACCAAGCAGUAGCCAUUGCAGCGUUUGGAGCUUGGGGGGCAAUUGGCAUCGUGUUGGGUCUAAUUACUGGUGCCCUUUUCGUCGAAUAUGUGAGCUGGAGCUGGAUAUUUUGGUUUGUGUCGACGGUGAUCAUACCAACCACACUCAUUUCGGCGGUACUUAUUCCUUCACAAACAAAAAAUGUGAAGAGCGGCUGCACCAAAUUCAGGAGUCUUGACAUCACAGGAAUAUCAAUUCUUACAGUUGCCGUUAUACUUUUUAUAUUUGCUGUGACAACAGGGUCUAUUACGGGCUGGGGAUCAGCCACGACACUAGCACCCUUGGUCAUCGCCAUUGCCAUGAUUGCGGUAUUCUUUUUCUGGGAGGCCUUGCAGCCAAUCGAAUGCGCCGCCGUACCGUCUUCCACAUGGUCCAUUCCGAAUUUCUCUGUUCUGUUCGGAACGGCUCUUCUACCAUAUUUCUGGUGGGCAAACAUAUUCACCACCUAUGUGUCCCUGUGGCAAGAUGUUUAUAAAUGGAGCGCUAUGUCCUCUGCUGUCCAUAUGCUUCCAAUAGGCAUCACCGCCUUUGUCUUCAGUUUUACCAAUAGGAUAAAGGGACUUAGCGGCAUGAGUGCCAAGUGGCCCAUACUUUGUGGAGCACUGAUGAUGAUGUCGGCACUUGUUUUAUUCGCCUUUGCCGACAGACCUGACAAGUACUGGCCGUUGGUGUUCCCCGGCUUCAUCAUCGGUUCUGCAGGUGCAAUGUUAGCCAACAUUUCUGCAAACAUCGCGAUAUUCCGAGCCACGCCCCCCUCCAUGGCAGGCACCGUGGGCGCCAUAUUCAAUUGUGGUCUGCAACUUGGCUCUGCCGUUGGGUUGGCUGCCGUCAGCUCUAUUCAGGCAAGUGUGCAAGACAGAAAUGGGGGCCCUUCAAAUUAUGAAGGCCAGUCUGCUGGCUUUUGGUUCAUGCUGGCCUGCAUCUCUGUUGCUGCACUGGCCGUUCUAGUCUUCUACCACACCGACCCAGCCCAAAAUCGUGUCGAAGGAUCAGUUGUUUGUGAUGGAAAGUGA